GGGGAGGGGCUCUCGUGCCCCUCGUAGCAGUUGCUCUCUCGGAUGCAACGGGUAGGAGGCAGUCACUCCACUGGGCAGCAAGAGCCGGGGGAGAACCGGGUGGCACCCCGAUGUCCCAGCGUGGCUUUGACUGAAAGAGAUCAAGUGACCACACUACCCGUGAGGCUGCUCAAGAAUGAUCUGGGUCUGGUGCCGGGCAAUAGCUGUGUGGAUGCAAGUUUCCAGAUGAAGAUGGAUGCCCAAGGCUUUGCUCCGGAGGAUCUGAUGGUGCGGGUGGAUGGCCAGAACCUGACAGUGACUGGUCAGCGGCAACAGGAAUCGAAUGACCGGGCCAAGGGCGGUUACCGCAUAGAGCAGACAGUACACCGGCAAAUGCAGCUCCCACCCAACUUAGAUCUUGCAGCCAUGACCUGCAGCCUGACACCCUCUGGCCAUCUGUGGGUCCUGGGACAAAACAGGCCACUACCUCCUCCUGAAGCCCCAAAAGGCCAGGCCCCGAGACUCAAGAGCCGGGGACAUAAGGGCUCCAAGUGAUCCUGACCCAUUAAACAAUCGAGUUGUGCAACA
Mesocricetus auratus (golden hamster) is the source of this 567-nucleotide messenger RNA. RefSeq names its product heat shock protein family B (small) member 9 (gene Hspb9). The transcript has a single exon. Lineage: Eukaryota; Metazoa; Chordata; Mammalia; Rodentia; Cricetidae. Bases 43 to 534 code for a protein of 163 amino acids. Gene Ontology annotation, cellular component: cytoplasm; nucleus. The record is from RefSeq and is a predicted model, not a curated record.